AUGUCUGGCAACCAGGGUAAUUCCGCGUCGCAGACCGGCGGCGACCAGGUAGCAUUUGACGGUCAGGUAGGUCGCCGUGUUCCUUAUGUCCCGGAUCCCAUCUUUCCCUCGUGGCGGGUGCUGACACUCAAGCGCGCACCCCAGACCACCGUCACUCUUAUCAUCCAAACACUCCUACAGGCCGGAAUGACACCACAAGAGAUCGCCGCCGCCUUCGAGACAGCCUUCACAACACACCUGAACACCAACAUCGUCCCACUCUUCCCCACCUGCCACGUCCUCCUCAUCCAGCUGCAGGGCCAGAUCGCCGCCCUGCGCACGCAGGUGGAAAUCCUCCAGGAGGCGAAUACGUCGCUGCAGAAUCGGUUUGUGGCGCGCGGCGACCGGCUGAUGGUGCUGCUAAGCCAGAUGCAGGAUUUGCGCGCGCAGGUGGCGGCGGCCACCGCGGCGGGGUGGGUGCCGGUGGUUGGGAAUGGUGGAGAUGAAGAGAGUUUUGAUGAGGAAGAGAUGGAUGAGGAUGAUGAGACGGACGAGGAUGAUGGGACGGACAACCCCCAUCAGACGGACAAUGGUGAUGGGAUGGACAGGGAGAAUGGGAUGGAUGGUGGGAAUGAGACCGACGGAGAGGAUGAGAUGGAGGAGAAUGGCGGGGCUAGGCUGAAUGGAAAUUAA
Messenger RNA from Chaetomium globosum CBS 148.51, 672 nucleotides. RefSeq lists its product as uncharacterized. The coding region runs from base 1 to 672 and encodes 223 amino acids. The record is from RefSeq and is a predicted model, not a curated record. The transcript has 2 exons. NCBI's taxonomy places the organism in Eukaryota, Fungi, Ascomycota, Sordariomycetes, Sordariales, Chaetomiaceae.